Messenger RNA from Polychytrium aggregatum, 2501 nucleotides. RefSeq lists its product as uncharacterized. The transcript has 7 exons. The record is from RefSeq and is a predicted model, not a curated record. The coding region runs from base 87 to 2228 and encodes 713 amino acids. NCBI's taxonomy places the organism in Eukaryota, Fungi, Chytridiomycota, Chytridiomycetes, Polychytriales.
CCUCCUUCCGUCUGCCUAAAAAACCCGCCUCCGGCCCAGCAAACGGCGGGGCGAAGGGUUAGCCCGCAUCUGCAUCACACCCUACCAUGCCGCCCCGGAGCCACGACGAGAAUGCCCCUGUCGGCUCGGCCCGAGUCGACAGACAUGCCAUGCUUGCCCAGUACAAGGCCGAAAAGGAGCGCAAGAAGCUAGAGCAGCAGCGUUUGAGCAAGAAAACGUCGUCCACCAAGCUGUCUACGCUGGACGGAAAGGCCAAGACAAACACGAAAGCGAGCCUGGUUAAGCGGCCGCUCGCCGAAAAGAACAACCAGUACCCCGCAGAGCCACUGAUCGAAGCCACCAAGGGCCCGCCUGUCGUUUCUGUCUCCAAGAGACCUAGGAUUCUGCGAUCAGCCCAGCCACCAAGUCCUACUGACAAGUCGCCAAAGCGCAUCAGCCGAGAUGACGGCUCUCCAAGUGAGCUACCACGGCGGGAAGCGUCGCCGCCAGUCCCGCCACGACGCUCGCCCUCUCUGCGAGAGUCUGCCAACAAGUCGCCACAGCCAAAGGGCUCCCCAGAGCCUUUGCCCACUCGGGCCUCCGAACCGCCUGCGCGACCGAAGUCGUCCCGGCUCACGAAAUCGGACCUGGAGCUCCAGAACCAGGCACUUCGCACCAAGUUGGAGGAGCUGAAGCAUAGUUACGAGGCCCUCGCAGACACAGUGCAGGAGCGAAGCGAGGGCAUUUUGGUCGAGCGCCGCCGUAUCGAAGAGAUACUGCACCAGCACAGCACUCUGAGCAGCGCACAUUCCGCCCGUGGCAUCUUGGAAGCUACUCGCUCAAGCGGUCUCGCAGCUCGUCCUAUCACUGCACUUUCCGAUGAGACGUCCGUGAUCAACGCGAUAAAGGAGCUGCUGGAAUCCAAGGAUCACGAGAUCUCCGCCCUGAGACAGAAGAGCACCAUGGCGGAGAAGAAUCUCGAUUUCUUGGAGAGCGAAAGCAACGACAUGGUCCGCGAGCUCGUGAAGAACGCAGCGAUCGCCUCGGAGCUUGGUGCCCAAAUCAAGGUGCUGACGAGCCAGGACGACGCACACUAUCGCUCCGGAUCGACUCAGCAGCUCUACCAGCGCCUCCAAGAGAUCCGAAUAACGCUAGAGCGUGCCCUCGGCGAACGGGACUCCCUCAAGCGCGAUCUGAGUCGUGCCGCCGAGCGCAUCACUCGUCUCACCGAGGAGCGAUCCCAGCUCGAGCAGCUUCUGGAGGAGUGCAGCGUGGCUCUGAGCCAGUCGCGCCUCUCGAAUCGAACACAUGCAAGGCACAUUGCCUAUCUCGAGCGAUCUGCUCGAGAGCGUACCUUGAUGAUGGAAGAUCUCCGCGCCAGCCAAACGGAUCUGCUGAACCAGGUGCUCAACCAAUCGGUUAUGCUUUCCGAGAUGGAGGCGAAGCUGCAAGAGGCCACGACGUAUUUCGAAUCCGAGCUGAGCAAGAAAUCUGAGAAGCUGAUCUCCAAGGCCCACGACCUUGACGAUUCCUACCAAGUUAUCAACCUGCUCCAGGACCAGAUUGAAGCCGCCGAGAAGGACCAGCUCGCAGCCGAGAAGGAGCGCACGGCUCUGGUCGAGCGCAACGACGAGCUGGAAAGUCGUGUCCUGGCCAUGGAGGCUACGGCCUAUCGUAAUGAAAUGGAAGUCUCGCAGCUCAAGGCCGUCCUGCAGAAGCACAAUAUCCCUUUCCAGUUCGAAGACCCGUGGACGUCGCCUGAGGCCGCUGGCGGCGCUGACAUGCAAGAAGACGCAUCGGGGUCGUCGUCUCUAUGCUCUGGGGUCUCGAUGCUUGACGAAAGCCAUGGUGCAUCCGUCGGUACCCAGACGACUCUCGAUAUCAGUGCACUUGAAGCUGAGGCGCGCACUGCGGUGGAUCAAUUCAAGGCCAUUCGAUUUGCCAAUAGUGUGCUCCACCAGCAGAUGAUCCAGAAUAAGAGCUCUUAUGAAGUUGAGAUCGAGCAAAUGAAGAGACAGAUCGACAACGAGCAGUGCAAAGCCGUGGAUGCCGCCAUCGCCGAGUUCCGCAAGGACAUGCUUACGGUCAUGGCCCAGCUCAAGAUCAAGAAGGACCAGCUCGAGCUCGAGCUUGGCCAGGCGCAGGUCUACUCGGCAGGCCUCGAGCGCGAAAUCAUGCUCCUCAAGCAGCCGAAUGCCACUGGUGGCGAUAAUGCGGACGCGGACGUGGAUGCGAUGGAGAAGGACUGAGAGUCUGGUCGAGCAGUCCGGGACCAGGUGGAACUCGGUGGAACUCGGUGGGGAGAGUAAUGCUGCUGUGCUCUGUGUCGGCGGCCAAGCCGUGCCGGUUCAGCCCUGCGGACCCGGCGACGGACCGGUGCUGCGAUGAGUGCAAUAUACCUCUGCGACUUGAGCACGCACGACAUGACGUAAUGGCUGCAGGACCACCAGCGCGGGUGGGCAAUGCCGUGGGUUUGUGCCGACAGCCCACGAUCAAACGGGCAUGGUUGUUCCCCAUGGGGC